Messenger RNA from Physella acuta, 1402 nucleotides. RefSeq names its product atrial natriuretic peptide receptor 3-like. Gene Ontology annotation, molecular function: signaling receptor activity; peptide hormone binding. NCBI's taxonomy places the organism in Eukaryota, Metazoa, Mollusca, Gastropoda, Physidae. Gene Ontology annotation, biological process: signal transduction. The record is from RefSeq and is a predicted model, not a curated record.
GUAAACCUGCACGCUAUUUGCGUCUUGUGUUGUUUUUCUUUUAUUUUCUUUAUGUUGUUACCAACCAGACUAUUUUACUAUUUACGGUCAGUGUAUUCAGCGUUUCUCUAGUGUUUAUGGUACAGAAAUUCUAAAAACAAUCGGAGUAUUUAUUUUAACGGAAUAGUUGUAUGUUAACUGGUAUGGUUAUCUGUUAACAUUACUGUUUAAAUUCGUUGGAUUUAUCUCAGCUUGAUCAACGUUAUAUUGUGAGGUGUUUUUUUUUACAGUGUAUUAAAAACCGAAGUGGAAUGGAUGGAUUUCUGAUUUCACCCGAAGGAGUUGUUCGGUAGUGUUCAGUUGAGUGUUUGUCUACCAGCUUUAAUGGAUGUAGUUUCUUAAGCCUCCUGGUGCGCUACACUGUAAGGGAAACAUGUACUCACUCCGACUGCUGUACAGUCUUAUCUUCGCCUUCCCUCUCGUCUACGUCCACGCCGAGGGGGUGGCUCACGAGAUUCACGUGCUGUGGCUGGCCCCUAGAGAAGAUCAAGAGGACUUUACACUCGCCUCCAGUAUGGGGCCAUUUGCCCUAGCGGUAGAGGAGUCGCAGAAUGAUACGUUACUACACAACUAUACAGUCAACAUCACCUGGGGCGACUCGGCUUGUCAACCUAAAGCGGCCAGCGGAAACUUUGUUCGAUAUUUCCUGUCCACACGACCUGACGUCAUCUUUGGACCGCCAUGCACGAAAGCUAUGGUGCCAGUGGCCGACCUGGCUGCGUUCUUCGAUAUCCCCGUCUACAGCUGGGUCUCACACAUGCACGAACUGGACAACAAAACAGAGAAGUCGACCUUGAUGCGAGCCAUAGCGCCGCUGUCAUCGUUAGGUGAUCUGCUGAUCUUCUUCUGCGAGAGAAUGCGGUGGUUCCACCUAAGUAUGAUCGCCACUGUGGGAGAACUCACGGAAGGGAUGGCCAGUUUUUUCAAGCAAACUUUGGAGGCGAACGACAAUUUUUACCUGACUCGUCUUCACGCAGGUGUAAAGGAAGGGGCCAACCGGACCCAGAUCGAAAAGAUUUAUAACGUCAUUAAAACUGAAAGUAGAAUUAUCAUCCUGGUGGUGCCGAGGCUUGAGGUACGGAAGUACCUGAUCGUGGCCGACGAGAUGGGGAUGACCAACGGCGAGUACCAGUUCCUCUAUACAGAACGUACAGUCGCAGACAAGGAGUUCCUGGCAUCGCUGACCAGCCCGUCAUUCUGGCAGUGGGGGGACGGGGAGGAUGACAAGGCUAGGCGUGGCUACCACAAUCUUCUUUACUUGGCUUUAGCUUCCCCAGCUCGAUUCAGGUUUUCCAUAAGAGGUUUCCGAAAAAUAUGCAAUCGGAAAACUGCGCAAUGGAAAUUUGCGCAAAUAGAAAAAUGA